CACCGUUCCUACCUCGUCAUUAAUUUAUUCUAAUUAUACGUAAAUAUGCGUUACCGCCAUUAUGGAGGACAAACAAACGUAAACAAAUAGUUCGGAGAUGUCAACAGAAAGCGAACAUUUGUCUAAGCUUGAUUCUAAUGCAAAGCAAAGAUACUUAGAAAAAAUAAGCUUUAUAAACCACGUUGACCCAUAUCUUCUUAAAGAUACUGAUUUCUCUGAUAAUAUAGAUAGUUAUCCAAAUGUUACAUAUCCGGAUAUUGUUAACUAUUUUUUAUUUGCUCCAAGUCCUCUUACUAAGGAUCAGUUAAAAGCAUACAAAGCUCUUGAUUCUUAUAAUCAAUUUGUAUCAGGUUGGGUUAUCAACGCUGGUGUGAAAUUAUUUGAGAAAUAUGUUCUUAUUCAUGGCAGAGUGAAACACUCUCAAAAAAUGAAUGAUGUACCAUUACAUCCAUGGAUUAUUUCGGAGAAGUCAGGAAAUAUAGUUUGUGCACAUUGCAAUUGCAUGGCUGGUCUCGGAGAAAGUUGUUCACAUGUUGGUGCGGUACUAUUUCAUAUUGAGUGUGCAGUUAAAAUUAGAAAUUCAAAAACAUGCACUGAUGAAAAAGCUUAUUGGUUACUACCAAGCUCUAAAAAGAUAGAAUUCAAGCCUGUUUCAGAUAUUGAUUUUACAUCACCCAAAUCUUUGCAAUGCAAUUUAAAUAAUAAAGUUCAAGGCAUAAUCUAUGACAAAAAAAUAGCACAUAGAAAAAGUGUUUCUAUUCCAACAAAAGAUGAAACUGAUAAAUUUUUUUUAGACCUUAGUCAAUGUGGAACAAAACCAGCUAUUCUUUCAAUUAUUCCUGGGUUUACCAAACCUUAUAAACCAUCAAUAAUAACAGAAAAAUAUCCUGAAUCUUUAUCAGAAAAAUAUAUUUUUAAACUUUGAACAACUCCUAGCUGCUUGUAAAAAAAAAAAAAUUACAAUAACGAUUGAGCAAAGUAAAAAUGUUGAGAGUACAACGCGACUUCAAGCAAAAAGUAAAAACUGGUUUUACUUUAGGGCAGGUCGUAUAACUGCUUCAAAAUUUGGGAGUGUGUGCUGCGCAAACAUCACCCAACCACCAAUCAGUUUGAUUAUGCAAGUAUGUUACCCCAUUCAAGCACGUUUUUGCACAGCAGCAACAAAAUGGGGAAAUGACCAUGAAAAAAAAGCAUUGACUUUGUAUUCCACAACCAUGGAAAA
Messenger RNA from Hydra vulgaris (swiftwater hydra), 1222 nucleotides. RefSeq lists its product as uncharacterized. NCBI's taxonomy places the organism in Eukaryota, Metazoa, Cnidaria, Hydrozoa, Anthoathecata, Hydridae. The record is from RefSeq and is a predicted model, not a curated record.